AUGUCUGCCACGGAGGUGUCAUGCCUUGUGCAACCAGACUCCCGAGGCCCCCAGAAGAGCUCAGGGUCCUGGGCCCAGUCUGUGCUGACUCAGCCAUCUGCAACGUCUGAGUCUGUGGGGAAUACGGUCACCCUCUCCUGCACUGGAGGCAGCAGUAAUGUUGGCCGUGGAGAUGUAUCCUGGUACCAGCAGCUUCUUGAGAGUCCCCCAAAACUCCUCAUUUAUGGUAGCAGUGCUAGGCCCUCAGGUGUCCCAGCCCGAUUCUCAGGCUCCAGGUCAGGGAACAUGGCCACCCUGAGCAUCUCUGGACUCCAGCCAGAAGAUGAGGCUGACUAUUACUGCUCAGUCUGGGACAGCAGCAUCAAUGCUCACACAGUGCUCCAGGCCAGUGGGGAAACCUUCAGCAAGAGCCAGAAGGCCCACAGGGGCUGGAAGGCAGCCUUUGCUCCUGCCAUUAACUCCCGCUUCCUUCAGGCUUCAGUCCCCAAGUGUGUGCCCUCACCUCCCGCCGCCCAGUGUCCACAUCCUCACCUCCCGCUGCCCAGUGUCCGCGCCCGACCCUCGCGCUGCCCAGUGUCCGCGCCCCACCUUCCUAUUCUCCUUUGCACGCGCCUCAAACACGCGCUGAGCUGUGCACGCGCCCGAACCUCAUUCUUCCUGUGCACGCGCGCUUGUUCUGGGCACGUGCCCACUCCUAGGAGACAGAUUCAAAAGCUGCGUUCCAGGGACAGGCUCAACACUGCGGGCUUCGCCUGUGGCCGCGUUGGCGACUAA
Molecule: messenger RNA, 774 nt
Organism: Orycteropus afer afer
Lineage: Eukaryota; Metazoa; Chordata; Mammalia; Tubulidentata; Orycteropodidae
Source: RefSeq, a predicted model, not a curated record